Messenger RNA from Mobula hypostoma (lesser devil ray), 581 nucleotides. It is a transcript of the gene glrx2, whose product is annotated as glutaredoxin 2. The record is from RefSeq and is a predicted model, not a curated record. The transcript has 4 exons. Gene Ontology annotation, molecular function: protein-disulfide reductase activity. Gene Ontology annotation, cellular component: mitochondrion. Bases 164 to 574 code for a protein of 136 amino acids. NCBI's taxonomy places the organism in Eukaryota, Metazoa, Chordata, Chondrichthyes, Myliobatiformes, Myliobatidae.
GCUUUCCGCGGACCUUCUCUCCCCGGCACUGCAAAGUGACUUACAGAUAACAAACUACAUUUAUUUACCAAGCGCUGUCAUUGCAGGAAAGACGGCAUACAACAUUUGCAGACAGCAAGAUCCCACAUUUUGGAAAAAGUUUUAGUACACACAGAUCUCCGUUAUGCGUUUUCUAUUUGCGAGGAUGGGGAAUUUUUUUACGAAGUUACCAGAAGAACACAAUGAGGCAGCUUUACAGUUUAUUCGCAACCAAGUUGCAAAAAAUUGUGUGGUUUUAUUUUCUAAAACCUAUUGUCCUCACUGUAAGAGGGUAAAGAACUUCUUCCGAGAACAAGGAGUCAAAUACAAGGCAAUUGAGUUGGAUUUACACAAAGAUGGCACUAUCAUCCAGAAUGUUCUUGAGGAAUUAACUGGGGUUAGAACAGUCCCAAGAGUAUUUGUGAACGGCAAAUGCAUUGGUGGUGCUACGGACACAUUCUUACUCCACUCAAAGGGAAAACUUAUGCCUUUAGUGCAGAAGUGUUCUCCACCUUUCACUUUGGAUGAAAGUCAUUACAAACUUCACCCUCGUUAAUACUGAA